AUGGCGGGCUUCCACAGUUGGGCGACUGUCAUCGCCAAUCUGUUGGUGCCCACGGGCAUACUGAUCUUCUCCUCUGGAUUCUUCCCAUAUAAACCGUUGAUUCCCGGACUAGCGAGAUUUGAAGAGACGGAAAAUGCAGCACCUGCAGUAUUUGACAAGGUCAUUUUCAUGGUGGUUGAUGCAUUGCGGAGUGACUUUGUAUAUUCAAAUGACUCUGGGUUCUUGUUUACGCAAAGCUUGAUCCGAUCUGGCGCUGCAUUGCCAUUUACGGCCUAUGCGGGCUCUCCAACUGUUACAAUGCCGCGUCUGAAGGCCAUAACCACUGGCUCAGUUCCAUCUUUCUUGGAUGUGAUUCUAAACAUUGCAGAGUCAGACACUUCAUCAACCUUGGCGUUUCAAGACACAUGGUUGGCGCAGUUGAAAGCAAGAGGGGAGCGACUGGUGAUGUACGGAGACGACACCUGGCUCAAACUCUUCCCGGGGAUGUUUGACCGGUCUGAUGGGACCACGAGCUUCUUCGUGUCGGAUUUCACUGAAGUAGACCAUAAUGUGACUCGGCAUGUUCCUACCGAGCUUGCUCAGAGCGAUUGGUCAGCUUUUAUUAUGCAUUACUUGGGUUUGGAUCAUAUAGGCCAUAAGGCAGGCCCCAAAAGUUCCUUCAUGAUCCCGAAACAACAGGAGAUGGAUUCUGUGGUGAAGGAUAUUUAUACCGCGAUGCAGAACGAAGAACAUCUUCAAUCAACGCUUUUCGUAUUGUGUGGAGACCACGGCAUGAAUGAUGCUGGAAAUCACGGCGGGUCCUCAGCCGGAGAGACUUCACCUGCCUUGGUCUUUAUCUCGCCCAGGUUCCAGGUUUUGAAUGGCCGAAGAGAAAGCCCAGUGGAACCAUUUGAUGAUCUGCAAUAUUAUCGGACUGUUGAGCAAGCAGACAUUACUCCGACACUAGCGGGACUUCUUGGACUCCCUAUUCCUUUGAAUAGCUUGGGUGUAUUUAUCCCUGAGUUCUUGGAUAUGUGGGAAUAUGACUCUCAAAAACUCCAGAUUCUAUCUCAAAAUGCCAAACAGCUGCUGAACACGGUCGAAACAACAUUUCCUGGGACGAAAUUUGGCCGGGAGGGUAUUGAAUCUUGUGCUUCCGGGGCUGAAUCAGGAAUCGACGCUGCUCAAUGUGCCUGGGCUCGAAUUCAGAAACUCAUAUCUGAUGGCGAUGACCCCGAACAUUCCUAUUCCACCACUAGUCCGAUUUUAUUGCAGUUCUCAGAGAUUGCCCAGGACAUCAUGAGUCGCACUGCAAGUAAUUACAAUAUCUUCAGGCUUUGUCUAGGCCUGUUUAUCACCGGAAUUGCUGCUACGAUUGUACUCCCAUCUACCUACACAGAAUGCAUACGGCAUAGAUCUUCAGGGCUGUUUUUGGUAUUAAUGGUCAUCACUUAUGGGCUCAUGAUGUUUGCGAGCAGCUACGUGGAAGAAGAGCAACACUUUUGGUAUUGGAUAUGUUCUGGAUGGAUUUUUUACUUACAUGUCAGAUCGCAGUCUACAAGAUCAAACUCCCAUAAACGCCUUCAAUCACCAACGUUCUGGUCCGGAAACUACAUGAUGAUUGUAUUUGCCAUUACGCAGAGACUCUUGCGACGGUGGAACCAGACCGGACAGAAGUUUGCGGCCGAGCCUGAUAUUGCUCGAACAUUCUUCCCACGCAAUCCUGAUAUCUUCUGGGGCCUCCUCAUCCUCACUUAUGCAGAUGCCGGGGUUCACCUUCUCCGAAAUAUACCAGUAUCUGGGCUGCCACAACUAAGUGCAUUGCUGCUCGCCGUCUUGGCCUUUACAUUCAAGCUUCAUUUUGUGGCAUCGGAAUCUCCUGAGCUCCUUGAUGGGACUUUCAUCUCUCAGCUUCUGGAGAAAUGGCCCUACAGUAUCUCAUUGGUCUUACACGCUAGAAUUGUCUUUUAUGGGCUCGGUCUUGUCGUUUUGUUGGCACUGUUAACAAGAAUGACAGCAAAAACCACCCGUGAAUCACACCAGACUAUCCAUGAAGCCUUGCACAUCUUCUUGAUGACACAGUCCCGGGCGACAAAUGUCCCAUUGUUCUUGAUCUUCCGAGUGCAGGCCAGCGUUCUCUCGGCAAUGAACCUUACAGGAAACGAAGUAACAAUCACGACCUUGAUUUUCCAGUACAUGACAUUUUUUGCAUUUGGUGGCUCAAAUGCUAUUUCUUCGGUGGACCUUGCCAGUGCCUACAAUGGCGUUGGCAGCUACAGCGUGGUGCUCGUGGGUGUUCUCACCUUUGUGAGCAACUGGGCAGGCCCUAUCUGGUGGGCUUCGCAGGGCCAUCGUCUUCGGCCAAAGCACCCCGCACUAGACCAUCGCGCGUUGCUGACCUUCCACGUCGCUAUGUCGUUGGUCUCUGUCAUGGCUGCUUGUACUGCGCUACGAACCCAUCUCUUCAUCUGGACCGUCUUCUCCCCCAAGUAUCUCUACAGCAUGGCAUGGGCAACUGCCAAUCAUGUUGGCGUGAACCUAUUUGGCGAACUUUUGUUCUCUGUGUGUUGA
Messenger RNA from Penicillium antarcticum, 2550 nucleotides. RefSeq names its product mannose-ethanolamine phosphotransferase LAS21 (gene las21). The record is from RefSeq and is a predicted model, not a curated record. NCBI's taxonomy places the organism in Eukaryota, Fungi, Ascomycota, Eurotiomycetes, Eurotiales, Aspergillaceae. Gene Ontology annotation, biological process: GPI anchor biosynthetic process. Bases 1 to 2550 code for a protein of 849 amino acids. The transcript is spliced from 7 exons. Gene Ontology annotation, cellular component: endoplasmic reticulum membrane.